UUUUUUUUUUCAUUAUUUCAAUUAAUUUUCAAAAGACCAGUAGCACCAAAACGUGCUGUUGAAAUUGAUGUUAAUGAACAUAUAUAUGCACAUCCAGAUUAUGCUGAGAAAUUACAAGAUCCAAGUACAUUCGAUGUCAAAACAAUAUACGAAUGUUAUUUACAUGGUGUUAAAUUAGGUGGUAAUCGACCACAAUUCUCACAUAGACAAUCAUCUGAUCAACCAUUUAAAUCAUAUACAUAUAAUCAAGUAUUUGAAAUCAUUAAAGAAAUUGGUAGUGGUAUAGUUCAUACUGGUCUAGAACCAUCAAAUAAAACGUUUAUCGGUAUUUAUGGUUCAUCUUCGAUGAAUUAUGCAUUUUGUCUUUAUUCAACUUGGCCAUAUUCAAUGAUCCCUAUUGGUAUUUAUGAUUCACUUGGUCGAGAUGGUGUGAAAUUUAUUAUCAGACAUGCUGAUGUUGAAUUAGUAUUUGCUGAUGAUUUACAACGUGUAAAAAAUUUACUUGAAUGGAAAGAUGAUACAUUAGCAUUGAAAACAGUAGUUUCUAUACUUGAACCAACCGAUGAAUUAUUUAAAUUAGCAGAAGAAAAAAAUUUAAAUCUUAUAUCGUUUGAGAAACUACGAGAAAAUGGAAGAAAUAAUCCAGUUCCUGUUGUACCACCAAAACCAACUGACAUAGCAAUGGUUAUGUAUACAAGUGGAAGUACAGGAGAACCAAAAGGUUGUGUUAUUACACAUGAUAAUUUCAUAUAUGCAAUGUAUGGUAUGGCAUCAGCUCUUGAUAUAUUGGAUAGUAAAGAAAUUCCUCGUGUAUUAAAUUAUAUGCCUCUGGCACAUUUGUUUGGUUGCGGGGCGAUGAUUUCUGUUACGUAUUUAGGUGGAGAAAUUGGUUUUUGGCAAGGUAAAGUCGACAAGUUAGUUGAUGAUUUUCGUGAUUUUCGACCAACAAUUCUUACUAUGGUACCUCGAUUACUUAACAAAUUAUAUGAUAAAGUUCGAUUAGAAUUACGUAAAAAAGGUUUACCUGGACGUGUUCUAUUUCAAUUAGCUAUUCGCAGUAAACUAGCAUUGAUUCGACGUGGAGAUUUUUCACAAAAUACAAUAUGGGAUAAGAUAAUCUUUGAUAAAAUUCGACAAUCAUUUGGUGGUAAAGUUACUCGUGUUAUUUCAUCAAGUGCACCACUUUCACCUGAAGUCUGUCGAUUUUCACGUGCAGCAUUUUCAUGUUUUUUUAUUGAAAGUUACGGUCAAACAGAAUGUGUCAUAGGUUGUUCUCAAACGAUACACGAUAUGGAAUCUGGUGAAGUAGGCAUUCCAACAUCAUUAAAUCAUAUUAAAUUAGUUGAUGUACCAGAAAAAGAAUAUUAUGCAAAAGAUGGUGUAGGUGAAAUUUGUGUUCGUAGUAAAGCCGUAUUUAAAGGUUAUUUGAAAGAUGAAGCUAAAACUCGUGAAGCAAUUGAUGAACAAGGGUGGUUACAUACAGGUGAUAUUGGCCGAUGGACACCACAUAAAACAAUGCGAAUUAUUGAUCGAAAGAAAAAUAUGUAUAAGUUAAGUCAAGGUGAAUAUGUAGCACCAGAAAAAAUUGAAGAUGUUUAUGCUCGUAGUCGAUUUAUUUCUCAAAUCUUUGUUUAUGGUGAUUCAUUUGAAAGUUGUCUUGUUGCUAUUGUUGUUCUCAAUGAUGGUUUUGUUAAGAAAUGGGCUCAAACUGAAGGAAAUAAUGUUGAAACGAUAGUAGCACCAGAAUCAAAUACAAAACUAAAACAAACUGUCCUUGA
Adineta steineri is the source of this 1778-nucleotide messenger RNA. Lineage: Eukaryota; Metazoa; Rotifera; Eurotatoria; Adinetida; Adinetidae. The record is from the annotation of a GenBank genome assembly.